This is a messenger RNA of Stegastes partitus (bicolor damselfish), 5463 nucleotides long. RefSeq names its product nuclear receptor coactivator 2 (gene ncoa2). Gene Ontology annotation, cellular component: nucleus. Lineage: Eukaryota; Metazoa; Chordata; Actinopteri; Pomacentridae. Bases 215 to 4855 code for a protein of 1546 amino acids. The record is from RefSeq and is a predicted model, not a curated record. Gene Ontology annotation, molecular function: nuclear receptor binding; protein dimerization activity. Gene Ontology annotation, biological process: positive regulation of transcription by RNA polymerase II; cellular response to hormone stimulus. The transcript has 22 exons.
CAUGGCGGCACAGUUAGCCAGCAGAAAUGUUGUUUCACUACCGCGAAGGUCAGAGCUGCUUCGGAUAAACGGAAUUUAACAGCGAGGACACAGCCAAAAGUAUUAAAUCCAGGGAGAAGUGGAUGAUGCAUAAAGGUUUCCUAGCAUUAUCGUCUUGCAGCAAUGGCCUGAGGGACUCUCUGGACUGAUACCAAGACGCUGAUAUGCAUUGAGGAUGAGUGGAGUCGGUGAAAACUCAUCUGACCCUGCCAGGGCAGAGUCACGAAAACGCAAAGAAUGUUCUGCAGAACUUCUAGGACCCAGUCCCAAGCGGAGCAACGAGAAGCGCAACCGUGAGCAUGAGAACAAAUACAUCGAGGAGCUCGCCGAGCUGAUCUUUGCCAACUUCAACGACAUCGACAACUUCAAUGUUAAACCUGACAAAUGUGCAAUCCUGAAGGAAACUGUGAAACAAAUCAGACAAAUAAAGGAGCAAGAAAAAGCUGCGGCAGCAAAUGAGGAGGAGGUACAGAAGGCUGAUGUCUCAUCAACAGGCCAAAGUGUGAUUGACAAAGAUGCCUUGGGACCAAUGAUGCUGGAGGCCCUGGAUGGCUUCUUCUUUGUGGUGAAUAUGGAGGGGAACAUCGUGUUUGUGUCUGAGAAUGUGACCCAGUACCUUCGCUACAACCAGGAGGAGCUGAUGAACACCAGUGUCUACAGCGUGCUGCAUGUCGGGGAUCAUGCUGAGUUCAUCAAGAACCUGCUGCCUAAAUCCCUUGUCAAUGGCGUCCCAUGGUCAAGCGAGGGUCCAAGGAGGAACAGUCACACAUUCAACUGCCGAAUGCUGGUCAACCCGCACAGCGAGAACCAGGACGAGCCGCACGAGCAUGAGCCGCAGCAGCAGAAAUAUGAGACCAUGCAGUGUUUUGCCGUUUCGGAGCCCAAAUCCAUCAAGGAGGAAGGAGACGACUUUCAGUCAUGCCUGAUCUGUGUGGCUCGCAGGGUGCCCACAAAGGAAAGACCCAUGCUUCCCACGCAUGAGAGCUUCACUACACGCCAGGACCUACAAGGUAAGAUAACGUCCCUAGAUACCAGUCUGCUACGAGCAUCCAUGAAGCCAGGCUGGGAAGAUCUGGUGAGGCGCUGCAUCCAGAGGUUUCACCUACAGAAUGACGGAGAGAUGUCUUUUGCCAAGAGACACCAGCAGGAAGUGCUACGCCAUGGUCAAGCUUUCAGCCCCAUCUACCGGUUCUCCCUCUCUGAUGGAACCAUCGUCUCGGCUCACACCAAGAGCAAACUGGUGCGCUCACCUGCCACCAAUGAACCCCAGCUCUACAUGUCCCUGCACAUUCUGCAGAGGGAGCAGACAGUCUGUGGAAUGGGCCAGGACAUGGGUCCUGGCAGUCAGGCCACAGGGAUGGCUCCCAAACCAAUGAACUCCUCCACUCCCUCCAUGACUCCUCCAACCCCAGGCAGUUUGCCAGGUUCGGGGCCUCAGGGCCAAGACACUACCAUCAGCAGCAACAGCACGCCUUUCUCCCCUCCAGGCCCUGCUGGUCCCAGAGAACCAGCCGCCAUGGGGGGCCAUAUGCAGGGCUACCGCUUUGGUUGUCCCCCACCACACAACCACACCGGGGGCAUGCAACCACCACAGCAGGGCCCCAACUGGAGGAUGAACAGCCCGUCUCGCGCCAGCCCCAGUCCGGCCGGAGGGCCCCAUCCACCUCAACAGAACUCUAUGCUGUCACCCAGGCACCGGGGGAGUCCUGGGGGGGCAGGAAGCCCUCGUGUAGCAGGAGGCCUGCACUCGCCGUCCCCAGUGGGGAUGUGUGGUGGAGGGCCUGGAGGUGCAGGUAGUAGCACGACUAGCACCCAUGGUAACAGCUACACUAGCAGUUCUCUAUCAGCGCUGCAGGCCCUCAGUGAGUGUCAUGGUGUAGGACAUGGACAUGGGCCCCCUCAUGCACAUACACUGGGGUCUCCAGACCGCAAAAUGGGCUCCCCAGCUGGAGUCACACCAGGGACAGGGGUAAACACUCAUAUGAUGUCAAAACUUGGAGCAGGCAGCAGUGCUACUGGUGGAACAGGAGACUCAUUUGGACCUCACUCAGAUGUGAGUCAGGGGCACACACAGGCCCAAACGGAGGGCAACCUUGCUGAGCCCAAGGAGGAGAGGGAAGGCCCCCUUGAGGGCCACGAUGCUCACAAUCGUGUGCAUGACAACAAGGGCCACACCAAGUUACUUCAACUGCUCACCACCAAGCCAGAGCCUCUAGAGACGCCUCUGUCCCCUGGUGCAGGAGGCGAGGGCAAGGACCAGGCUGGGACAGGGGUCCGGGGUGGCCACACAGGAGGGAACACUCAUGCCACGUCCCUUAAAGAAAAACACAAAAUCCUGCACCAACUGCUUCAGAACAGUACAUCUCCCGUAGAUCUUGCCAAACUUACUGCAGAGGCGACAGGUAAAGAGCUGGGCCAAGACCAAACCCAGGGUGCUGGUGGUACAGCUUCUGGGGCAGAAGUUGCUCCGAAGCAGGAGCCAUUAAGCCCCAAGAAGAAGGAUAAUGCCCUGCUACGCUACCUACUGGAUAAGGAUGACACUGUAUUGAAAGACAAGGUCCCUAAGCUUGAGCCUGGGGAGGUGAAAGUUGAAGGGGGCAAACACCCCCAGGUCAAGGCGGAGAAACAAGAUGCAGGAUACGACCGGGCUGAGCAGUCGUCAGAGCUGGAUGACAUCCUGAACGACCUGCAGAAUGCUCAGCCACAGCUCUUCUGUGAGCCACGGCCUGUUUCGUUGCCCAGUCCCAUGGACAAACAGAACAUCAUCAAUGACAUCCUGCAGAUGUCCGAGACCAGUCCUGCCAUGCCACCACAGCAGCCACACAGGGGCAUCGGAACUGGCAUGGGUCCAACUAACUUCGGCAGUGUGCGACCAGGCCAGCCAGGCCGGGGUCUGCCUGUGAGGAGUGUGUCUCUGGACAUGAAUGUGUCCCCCCAGCCGCCCUCAUUACAGUACCCCAUAAGGGCCACAAGCCCAUACACUCUUAUGCAGCAGCAACAGCAGCAGCAGCAGGGCAUGGUGGGAAGCCACAGCAUGAUGGCUAACCAGGCCGGUAUGGUCAACGCAGGACUGAUGGCUCCAGGUGGUCCACGGCCAGGCAUGCAACAACAGGAGGGCUGGGUGGGUCCGGCCUCCGCCCCUCCUCUGGGAGCGGCUGGUCCUGGGCAACAAGGUGCCAUGCAGGCCAGGAUGGGACCCGGCAGCGCUCCCAUGAGGCCCAACAGUCAGCCAGGGCCCCGGCCGAUGCUCCAGUCCCCAAUGAUGGCCAAUGCUCAACCUGACAUGGAUAUCGGUAUGGUCGGCCACCAUUUCUCUCAACAACAGGCUCCACCCAACCAAACAGCUCCCUGGCCAGACAGCAUGAUGCCAAUUGACCAGACAGCUUUUGUAAACCAGGGCCGACCGGCACCCCAGGAUGAUUUGCUGUGCAAUACGGGGCUCGGCUCAGGUGAUGGCAGUGCGGUAGAUGAAGGGGCCUUGAUGUCGCAGCUGUACACCGCACUAAAAGACUUUGAUGGCCUGGAGGAGAUUGAUCGUGCUCUGGGGAUCCCUGCUCUGGUAGAACAGAGCCAAUCACUGGACCCAGACCAGUUCCCCCAGGACCCCUCCAUGAUGAUAGACCAGAAGCCUCCUAUGUACACCCAACAAUUCGGUCCCCCACCAUCCCACAUGGCACAAAGGGGCUAUCCUGGUGCUCCCAUGCAAGAGCCAGGCUUCCACCCCAUGUCUGGCCAGAUGGGCGCACGGCCGGGUUACCCACUGAUGAGAAUGCAGACCCGCCCCGGACUCAGGCCUACCGGGGUCGUGCCCAACCAGCCCAACACACUACGACUGCAGCUGCAGCACCGGCUACAGUCCCAGCAGAACCGUCAACCAAUGAUGACUCAGAUGAGUAGUGUGUCAAAUGUGAACCUACCUCUUAGAGCCAACGCUCCAAACCAGGGAACCAUCAAUGCUCAGAUGUUGGCGCAACGUCAGCGGGAGCUGCUGAGUAAUCACCUGAGACAGAGGCAGCAGCAGCAGCAGGUGCAACAGGCCCAGCAGGUUCAACAGCAAAGGAGCAUGGCCAUGAGGGCCCAGGGCCUCAACCUGCCUCCCAACAUGGCCCCCGGAGGCAUGAGUAACCCCCGGAAUCCUCAGGCCAACCCGCAGCAGUUCCCCUACCCGCCCAGCUACGGUACCAGUACAGGCCUGGCCUCGUCACCUCCCCCUACCAGCCCUUUCUCCUCCCCUCUCUCCCCCAGCCUGCCCUCUCUCCCCCCCAACCCCCAGCUCCACCUGCAUGGCACCUCCUCCUCUUCCUCCACCUCCUCCUCCUCCUCACAGAUGAUGAUGGGAAACACAAACAUGAUGGGCGGACAGUACGGGGCCGUACUCAGCCCCCAAAUGCAGCACAGUGCCUUUCAGUUUCCCAACUCAGGUAUGAGCCAACAGGCAGAUGGAAGUUUUGGAGGUCCCGGCACACCACAGAGCCCUCUGCUUUCUCCCCGCAUGGCCCACACACAGUCCCCAAUGAUGCAGCAGGGCCAAGGAAACGCUGCUUUCCAGGGUUCCCCUGACAUGAAUGGCUGGCCGCAGGGCAACAUGGGAGGCAACAGUAUGUUCUCACAGCAGCAGGCAUCACCUCAGUUCACCCAGCAGAAUAACAGCAACAUGUACAAUGGCAAUGGCAUGAACCUCAACAAUGUCUCUAUGGCCACCAACAUGGCAACCAGCAGCAUGGGCCAGAUGGCUGGUCAGAUGAGUGUCACGUCCAUGGCCUCAGGGCCCUCACCUGGCUUGCCCUCCAUGGGACAAGAACAGAAAUACUGUUGACCCUCAUGGAGCUCUUAACAUGAACCUCAGUGAUCAGCUGGUGCAAGGAGCGCGUCGGCCCUUUAAGAAUUGAAAAUACAAACAUGUAACCAACCGACUGCCCCUUGAACCAGCCAGGCCGUGCCCUGACCCCCUCCGCUCCCCCCACCACCUCCUCCCUCUCCCCAGCCCAAAAUUUACCGUCUGUCCAGCCGGGCCUCUUCGGCAGCCAAACAGACACAGGAGCAUGAAGAGAGGGCUGGGGAAGGAUCGUGGAUCUUCUGUCCAACAUGCCUAACCCUCCUGGAGGAGAGCCUCGUGAUGAGCCAGUUUAUCUGCCUGUCCAGCUGCAUUCACCGUCGUGUGACUUACUGUAGGCCUCCUGGUGGGGUACACUGACUUAAGGGGGCAGCAGUGGGUGGGAUCCUUUUGUUCUGAUGAAUGUAUUCCUCUCAGUGGACAGCGGCCAUUUACAAUCUCAUCUCAAAAAAAAAAACAACAAACUUACACUGAUUUUUUUUUUCUUUUCUUUUUGUUUUAUCUCACUCAUUUGUGACAUUUCCACAUAGUUCCAAAAUGGCAGCAAAGACUCCAAGUUAUGUUCAGAGUUAUGGAUGGAGCUCAGACAC